AUGACGCAAUAUGCUAUCAAGAACUCCAUCCACUUGCGUUUCAUAUUUUCAUUAGCGUCUACAGGUACAGCCUCACUUAGCGUCUGUCUCAACAUAAACACGCUGUAUCCAGGAGGACGCAACAACAACGCCCUCUUCAGCCAUCAGUGGGACGCAGGCCACCUGAUGGACUGGUCAACUACCAGUACCACAGUGGUGCAGUCCAAUCAACAGGUGUCCGCUGUCCUUUCUUUACCUCAGCCGGUGUCCGUUUCCAAUAAGCCAAAGAAUACUACCACCCCGCCUGUAGUGAGUCGACCUACAAGAACAACAAGAACAAUGACGAAAACUGUGAUACCAAGCCCAAGUACAGGCAGCCCAGACAUACAGGUGCUGCGGGAAAUGAGAACGCCGCCCCAGUCUCAGGCUUCUUCUGCAAAGGCACCUGCUACUAAUGCCACUCCUGCAAAUACUACAGUGACCGGCAGUGAGAACAACAAGAAUUUCCCCAUGUUGAGUGUCAGUGCCAGGCCAAAGAAUACUGUGCCACCAGCUGUUUUCAUGGCACAGAGGAAAGAACUUGAUGCAAAGGUCAAGUCUGUGCUGGUUAAAACGCCCCAGGAAUUCGUGGAGUGGCUCCUGGGCGAGGGGCUAAUCCGGACCUCGCAGUUCUGCCCCACGCACAAGCAGUCCAACCAGGCACCUGUGAAGCUCAAGUUGGGGAUGUUCUCAGACCCCAAGGUACUAACAGUCAGCGGAGGUUAUGUGUGGCUCAGCGAGUGCUGUGGGAAGAAGUAUGUGUCAGUGUUCAGCGGCUCCCUCUUUGGCUCCACCCCCAUCGACAAGGUUCCUCCUACUUCGUUGUUGAAGCUUAUUUACCACUGGUCGUGCCAGACUUCCAUAGCCAAUGUAGAAACUUGGGUCAAGGUUGACAGAAACUUCAUCAACAAGAUGUACCAGUAUAUGAGAUGUAUUUGCUCCGUCAUGCUCCAAGAUAAGGUGUAUGACUUUGGCUUUGAUGGAACUACAGUGGAAUUGGGCAUUGUAAGCCUUGGCACAAGUACAGCUGACGGCACAAAGAAGGCUGUGAAGGUCGAGAUCCUAGGCCUCUAUGAUCGUAAAAUGAAAUCUUAUCGGUUAUUUGCGUCAGAACCUGAGCCAGGAAGUUCAUCUCGGCAGAGAUUUAUUCGCAUUUUGAAGCCCAUGGAGCGUGUCGUCCAUGCCAAUGCAAUUAUUUUGUGUGAUCUUUCUGUUGAUAGGAACUGUCUAUACAACAUGAAUUAUGCAAAGGUGAGCGUAUGUGAAACCAGUGAUAAUGAAGAUAACCUCCACUCAAAUGCUAGGAUCAUGUCUUACCUAAGACGGCAUGUUCCUAAAAUGUUCCAGAGCACACUAUCACAGCUUACCCUUCAACAAGUACAAGUGGUAUUGGAUGAGCUGUGUUGGCGUGAACGGUAUGGGCAUAGUGCUGCUCAAGCAUAUAACAACAUGAUGGAACAUAUUACGUACCUCACUGCAAAGGAAGCAGAAAACCCUGGUGUGCUGUACCUCCUGGACUUUGUGUCGCAGAAUCCUCUCAACAACUGGCGGUACAAGAGCCAGCAUUUCCCAAGGAAUCCCACCGCCCUUCAGCCCUCAGUCAUCAUGACCAGCCCAGGACCCAGUGCCAUCACUCCACAGAUCAGUGUGGAACCGUUGCAUGCAGCUCAGUCUCCGGUAGAACACAGUAAUAAAGUUACUCUGGCACCAAGAAAGACACAAAGCAUUCCAGCAGAAUUACCAAAGAAAGUUCCGAAGCCUGUCAGUGCAUCAGUUGCCAACUCGCCUGAUGCAGUUGAGUUGGAGCCAUUUUAUUAUGGCCAAAUUCAGGGAGACAAAUCACUUGGACAGGAAGUUAAUACGUACACAUACACCUGCCAUAUCUGUCAGAAAGACUACAAGAGCAAUCUAGCCUUCUAUGCUCAUCUCAAACUUCACCUCAAUCGUGUUGAUCCAGAUAACAAGUUUUGUUGCAACUACUGUACUCAAUAUUUUGAUUCAGAGAAGAAACGAGAUUACCAUCACAAAUAUUUUCACCUGCAGAUGGACAAUCGUUACACGUGGUGUCGCAUCUGCACAGAGAGCUUCCAGGGAGAGUACCAGCUGGUAAACCACAUGGCCAAGAAGCAUUACGAGAGUGAACUGCCUUACCGGUGUGAAGUCUGUAACUUUGCCACGUCUAUUUACUACAGUGUUAUUGACCAUUUCAAAAAGGAACACGAGAAUACACCCUACGUCCAAUGCCACUACUGUCUCUCAGUUAAGACCAUCAAUUCAGCAUCAGCAACCUCAUUCUCCCACAGGAUGUACCAGCAUUUACAGAAACAUGCAUCACAACAAGGAAACUGUAGAUUCUGUUGUCUAACGUUCUAUAGUAAAUACUUGUUAGACGAACACAAGAAGAAGGAUCAUGUUAGUCGGGCACAUGUAACUGGUUUACAAAGGUAUAAAGUCCCUCAAGGUGCCAACAAAAUUCUUUUCCGUCCAUGCGUGAAACGUGGACAGCCACGCCCAAGUACUGAUAACUCUCUUGGCAGCCAAACCCCAUCAAAUAUCGUUGCAAUCUCCUCAACUCAGCAAUACCUGGAUAAUGUAACUGUCAACACUGGAGACGAUGACAAAACAUACUACUGCAUUGAGUGUGAUGCGAGCCUUACAUUAGAACACCAUUUCAAGGCUUAUCAGAAGUGCACCAAGUGUACUUAUGCUACUUGUUGCCGAAGUAUGAUAAGUAAACAUGCUCACGUGUUUCAUCCAAUGGGAAGGACUAGGAGAACUUACUAUAAUUUAGGCCCACCAGUUGUUCUUCCUAAGCCACUGUAUUGUAUUUGUGGCUUUAACACACGAAGUGGGAAUCAUCUCGCUCGACAUUUGGCGCUCUGCGAUGGGGGCAGGAAGUCUGCGUACCCCUCUGUGAUGGAUGCCAUGGUGUACCGGGGCGACCACUUAACCGGAGGAGCCGUAUCCUUGGCUAACUUGGGUCUCAGCGGCCUGGCCCUGAGUGGCAUGCUGUCCCCAGACCUGCUUCCCCAAGCCUCUGAUGAGCCAGGCACCGAGACCUCCUUAGACAUGACGCAUUUCAUGAGCAUGAGCAUGGAGGUUGAUGACGAAUGAUGAUCACCCCCUGGACUAUCUGUGAGCUCGCCAGGUUAGAGAAGUUUGUUAGUGACAAGUAUUUGCUUUUGCUUUUUCUGGAAUUUUUGGACCAGUUUUAUUCAUAUCAUUUGUUUAUUUAUUUAUUUUAUUUUUAAUGAUUGAAUAAAAAGGUCAUUGCCUUGACUCUAAUAGGGCAUUGCCACACCUGGAAAUUCUAAAGUGGCAUUGGCUACCAUUUGCAAAAAAUAAUGAUUAGUGAAGACCUUUGUUAGAUGUGUAUGCUCAUCUUUACUAGUUAUUUUGUUAUUAAUUAUAAUGAUGUAUCUCUUUUGGAAGUCAUAAAAGAGAACUAUUUGACUGAGUGAUGCUUUGUAUGUAUUUAUUUUUUUGUUGAAGUUUAUAUCGUUUUAUAUAUAUACAUAUUUCUUGUUCCUUUUUUUUAUUGCUCUACAAAUUUGCACAAAAAUACAUUAUGAUUGAGAAUUAACACAAUGAGAUCUCUAGUUUUCUUAUUUUCUUCGUAAGUCUAGUAGUCAGAAUUUGUUUUCUAUGUGAUAUUUUAAUGUGAUAGGGAUUUUUUUCUUCUUCUGCCCAUAUCUAGAAGAAGAAAACAAAAUGGGCAGUAGGAUGAGGAGGUUUGCACAAAUUUUGUAUUGUUUUUACUUAGAGAAUGCUACUCAAUGGGGGUCUUGUAGGAAGUGUUUAAAAGGUUGGGACAGGGGUGGGGGGGAAGGCCUGUGGAUCAAAAGUGGGAUCCAGUUUGGCCGAGCAUGUAAAACCUGCUGGAAAAGAAGUGCGUUUAGUGAGUAAUUCAAAAAGGAUUGUAGAAAGAGCCAUUUUUGUUUUAAAUGGUGAAGUGCAAUAAUUUGUUCGUUUUCCUGUGGAAAAUUAUGCAUAGCUACCAAUCAGUGAAUUGGAAAUGAUCUAAAAUGAAAAUUACACAGACUUCAGGUUAAAGUUGAAAACUCUCUAUUCUGUAUCAGGUCUUGUACUGAAGAUGAAACCAAAUCAAAAAGGCAAAUAACUUUGGUUUGUCAUGAUUUUCAGAGGACUUACUCUCUUGCCCAUGAAUGAACGGUUCAUUUUUCUUUUUACAGUUUAAAUUAAAGCUGAUAAUGAGUACCUUGCUUGUUAUUGCCUUUUUCUGGAAUGGGCUAUGUAUUGGAAUAUACACUCAAAAUUUCUUUUUGAUGAUAGUGAAGGUUAGCAAGUUUACAAAGAAACUGUUAUUAAAAGAGAGAGAGAGAGAGAGAAAAAAAAAGGAGUUCAGGAAGUAUACAAUGAAAGUUACAGUAAUAAUUAAAAGGAUUACAGCAUUUUCUUCUUCUUUUUCUUCUUCUUCUUCUUUUUCUUCUUCUUCUUCUUCUUCUUCUUCUUCUUCUUCUUUUUCUUCUUCUUUUUCUUCUUCUUCUUCUGUUAUUGCCUCCUUGUGAGAGAGUCCAACUUCUUUAACACUGUUGACCUGUUAAUAAGAUGGUUGUGGUUAAGUCUUUCGUAGACAAUUUUUCUGAUGUCAGUUAUUACAAUUCUAAGAAAGACGUUCUUAUGUUUCAUUUGCCAUUUGAUUUCUGACUUUUUUAUAUUACUUCAUAGUAGAAAAAAGUAUACUCAUAUAACAUACAUGCUACCAAACAUUGGGAGUUGCAUGCUGUUGAAUGUAGUCAGCCUAAGACAUUAGUUAGACUAUGCUCAUGAGACCAGAUGAGAAAAAUACAUUGUUUCUUAGUUUUCAGGUUUUUAUUAUAUUCUCAAAUUUUAUAUGAUUUAGGUAAUGUAGGAAAAAAAGAAAACAGGUACAUGGUAUAAGUAAAUAAAGGUGUGUUUUUUUUGUUUUUUUUCUCCCAAUACCAAUAGACAAAAAGUUCCUUGGUUUUAAGCAGCAUUUAAAAUCCCAAGAACCAUAUCAUAUGUUAACCCAUUGCCGCCGGGGAUGGCAUGUACGUACAUGCCAUGCCCGCUGUGAGUCGACUUGUUCAAUUGUUUUUACACAUAGAUGGCUGCACUUGUACUAAGUAUCCAAUGAGCCAAUUACGAGUACUGCCUGUCUCACCCGUUCACCCUUUUCAUCGAUUUACGAAAAUAUUUAACGUUAUCCUAAUUUGCUGUUAAGAAUAACACCAUCUAUAUUUAUAGCACUAGUAAGAAUACGUUUUUUCCUGCCAAUUCAAGGAAAGGUGAAAUCAGGACUAGCAGAGCCUUCUAUGGACAGAGAUAUUUCACAAAAAUAUAAAAAAUGAGUACUGCAUUUCCCCCAUUUUUUGUUCAUUUUCUCCGGCGGCAAUGGGUUAAGAUAUAUGCUUGGUAAAAAUUCAUCACAAUUAGCAUUAGAAGAAACUUCCUAUCAGUAUUCAAGUGUAACUGUGUUCAGGUGUUUAAUAAUAGGAAGUUCCUUAUUAUUAACAAAAAAGAGUCAUUGUUUGUCCAUGUAUGUAAUUAGAAACAUCACAGAUUUUUUUCCACAAUUUUUUUUGCAGUUUUAAGCAGUGCUUAAAAAUAAGGGAAAAUUUCCUCUUUUCCCCAUCAUUCUCAUUUAGUUUGGUGUAUUUAAAGAAAAGAUAACAGAAUAUGUAAAGAGUAUCA
This is a messenger RNA of Penaeus indicus, 5694 nucleotides long. RefSeq lists its product as uncharacterized. Gene Ontology annotation, biological process: regulation of transcription by RNA polymerase II. Bases 1 to 3132 code for a protein of 1043 amino acids. NCBI's taxonomy places the organism in Eukaryota, Metazoa, Arthropoda, Malacostraca, Decapoda, Penaeidae. Gene Ontology annotation, cellular component: nucleus. Gene Ontology annotation, molecular function: RNA polymerase II transcription regulatory region sequence-specific DNA binding; DNA-binding transcription factor activity, RNA polymerase II-specific. The record is from RefSeq and is a predicted model, not a curated record. The transcript is spliced from 22 exons.